UAAUAUCUCGUGGUAUCAGCUUUGAGGGGGAAAAAAAAUUGUAUUGGUCCAACAUUCUUUUUACGGCUUAUAUUUUGCCAUUUGUUCAACUGGCAUGUUGUAAUUUAGUAAUAAGCUUAAAUCUUGAAAAGGGCAUUUCAGAACCUACUAUAAACAAUUGGAUAGAUGUGACUAUGGAGAUUUAUAAGAUGGAAAAGUGGGUGCAAUUUGUCAAACCUCAGACCUGAUUUUGUUAAGAUAGUGAACUGAAGGAACAUCCGUUUAUUUGUCUGUCCCUUUCGUACACUGUACUGUCCUGCAACAUGUAUAGAAUAGUGUGAGACCAAACUGCUACAAACUUCCAUAUUACUUUAAUGUCAAAUACUCAACCUCCCUCUCUGGUUGUAAAUAGUUAUGUUGUGUUAUAUCUUAAGAGACACUUUAUAAAAAUGUUGAAAUAUCCAUCUGUGCUCACUAUACUGUUAUUAUUUUUAUUGAAAUACUGAAAAGUAAGAUUUUCUACAAUGAAAACUUAAAUUAAGAAAAGUAGCAAAUUAUACAAUAAAAUGCAGCCAAUAAAAAUGUGUUGGGAUUUGAAUUUGAUCUGUGACACGUGAAUACUGGCUAAUAAUAAGCCAGACAUUAGUACAACUCUCCUGGUUCCUCACCCUGCAGUCCAAAAGGACACACUCACUGUCAAACUUGGACAGUCUAGUUUCCAUCCAGAAUGACUCCUCUUUUUGCAUUUCUAUAGUACAUAACUGGUAAAGCAAAAAAAAAAAAAAUCAUAAUAGUAUGCCUACUUUCUUUUCUGGAAUAUAGAAGGAAGUUUCCUCAAAACAGCUGUAUUAUCAAACUUCCUGUAAUGCUUGUUUCAGCAGUUUUGUUUUCAGAGAAAUGAUAACCUAUAAAAAGGAGUUACACCCGCACUCACACAACACAAAAGAUCAGACCCCUGACGGCAGCAGACUGACACAGGAUGAUGAAGAUGUCAGGAAGAGUCACUGGUUGCUGUGUAACUCUGUUGCUUGUCCUGACCUCGGUUUCGGCGGUACAAAAACUCCGUUCAAUCAAUGCUUUGAAGAAAAUCAACUUUGGCCAAUCUGUGCCCAAGCAUAGUCUUAUGCUGCUCCACUGGUUCGCCAACGUAGUUGACAUCGACAAUAACAACGUCAUCUCGCUGACCUUUGACCCAAACAGUGGAGAUUAUGGCUCACAUCAUUAUGGCAACUUUGAGGAGUUGUUGGACCCACUACCUCAAGGAAAUGUCAGAUACUACACUGUUGGCAAUCUCAAUCAAAACACACCCAUGCAACUUCCAUCUUAUGUUGUCCGUCCACCAAGGGAGUAUUUGGGAAGAAACAGAGACAGGAUCAUCAUUAGAGUCAGGGAGCAGAACACCGGUUUGCAGAGGAUCGAACAAGUGUAUAUCACACAGCAUUACGAGCCUUCUGAAAAUCAGGGGACACCUUAUGAUCCAGCUCACACCUACCAGAUCACUACUAACCUCUUGAGACAGAUCAGAGAGUUUUCUGUGGGAGAAAACCAACAGACACUGACUCACCUCAGAAACCAAUUUGGAAGUAACGCUGAUGAGUUUCAGUUAAGGAACAUCAUAAUCAAAUGGGGUGACCUUGCCUGUCUAGGACUGCUCUUGUUUAUUGUGAUCAAAGAAAAGUACCCCUCCAACCAACACAACAACAGACCGGAAAACAAUGACAGACCAGAAAACAACAACAACAACAACAGACUGGAAAUCGAUAACAGACCCGAGAGACAAAUUCCUUGUGGCCGUGAUGUUUUCGCAAUCUGCUGUUUUUUUAUAGUUAUUGUAGCUUUAAUAAUUAUUUUUUUGUGCAUUUUUUUUGCAACUAGAUGAGGAAUGAGGGAGAGCAACGUCCUUGGAUAUUGUCUAAAUAAAGUUGCUAUGGAAGUGCUUUUCAAGGACAGUGAGGACCAUGAAGCCAGCGGGACAGUGACCUUUUUCUUUUGGCAUUGGAAACAAAACCUGAACUGAAAAAGAACACUGGCAUUGAAACACUUUCAAUAAAAGAAUGACACAUUUGUUCAUGCACAUAUGUUUUUAAAUCACAAUCUUUAUUUUCUUUUGUUCAUGGUUUUCAGCUACAAUUCUCUGUCUGUAGGAGUGUAGGGGAGGGGUUUGAGAGAAGUGGCCAAGCAGAGAGUGAUUUAAUUUUGUGUACUAUAUUACCCACUUAUAUAAGUGGUAUUCAGUUUAGAUUGAGAUUUAGGCUCAAUAUCUCUUGUCAUUAAAAGGACAGAUACUUUACACCACUCAUCUGAAAUUAAUGACUCAUAAUGCACUGGCAUGAUCAGAAAGCUCCAGGCUUCAUUCACGCAACACUUCAUUCACUGUCAACACUGCUCUAGCAUGUCUGAUCUAGUAGUAAUGAUUUACCGCUGAUUCAUCCUGUGUGAUAGAUGAAGAGAAGGUAAAUUGUUCAAAUAGAUAAAUGAUACAGAUAAGUGAAAGGCUUUACGGUCUGAUAAGGACUGCCUUCACUGAUAAGUGAAAUUUACUACGUCAAAAAUUGUGUGCGUUUAUUAAACUAAUUUUUCAGUGA
Micropterus dolomieu (smallmouth bass) is the source of this 2564-nucleotide messenger RNA. RefSeq lists its product as uncharacterized. NCBI's taxonomy places the organism in Eukaryota, Metazoa, Chordata, Actinopteri, Centrarchiformes, Centrarchidae. The record is from RefSeq and is a predicted model, not a curated record. Bases 959 to 1858 code for a protein of 299 amino acids. The transcript has 2 exons.